AUGCUAGGCGGUGGAGAGGUCAUUGGCGAACUUCAGAUGUCGUGGGAUGAGCUGCUCGAUUAUGGAGAUGAGCCAUUUGAUUUAUCCUUCCCACCCGUGCGCGGUGUUCAUCCUUCCAUCAAGCUAAAGGCCGCCAUUGUACAUGCUUGCGACGGUCAGGAUGACGAACUGUUUGAUUCCCUCGUAGACUGCGAGAUUGCUCGAGACAGAGAUGCAGGCCACGCACAAUUGGCCGUAUACAUGACAAGCGAGAACGUCUCUGACCUGAACGACACUGUAGAGCACUUUCAGUUGGUUCUGGACCAGUGUCCGAGCGUUCGAGGUCGCAUCCAUGUUCCGAAAACCAACAUUCAGACACCAACCAUUUUCUUGUCUUGA
Suillus discolor is the source of this 378-nucleotide messenger RNA. RefSeq lists its product as uncharacterized. The transcript has 3 exons. Bases 1 to 378 code for a protein of 125 amino acids. The record is from RefSeq and is a predicted model, not a curated record. Lineage: Eukaryota; Fungi; Basidiomycota; Agaricomycetes; Boletales; Suillaceae.